AGAUGCGAGUUGUACGUAGAUGACGUCACAUGUAAUCGACCCAAUAGGCGGGGUGACGUGCAGACGGAGCGACGCUACUUGUCUGCUGAACAGUGAGCAAUCAAAAGGUGAAAACGCAACGAUAACGACCGCAAACAGGAGCAGUGGGCGCCACCAUGCUGGCCCUUGGGGGGCUGCACAUCCUGCGGCAUUCCGUCAGAGCGUCCUGUGGCCCGGCCUUCCUCAGGAAGUAUCCUCGUCCUCCCGCUAGUUGCUCAGCUCCCCGCCAUCUGUCCUCCGGGGGCGCAGAUCCCGGAUGGUACCAGCAGGCAGCGCACUCGGCCCCCGUGCACCUGGCUGAGGACUUCCUGGUCCAGGUCCAACAGACCAGCGGUCUUCCCUGGUGGAUCGCCAUCGCCGUCAGCACCCUGAGCGUCAGGACGCUGAUCACGCUGCCCCUCGCCGCCUACCAGAUGCGUCUCCUCGCCAAGGUGGAGGCCCUGCAGACUGAGAUCGCGGCGCUGGCCAAGAGGCUGAGGUACGAAGUGUCCAUCAGGGCUGAGGAGCGAGGCUGGACGGACAAGCAGAGUCGGUUUCAGUUCCAGAAGAAUCUGCGGCGUUUGGUGUCUCAGUUGUACGUGAGGGACAACUGUCACCCUUUGAAGGCGUCUCUGCUGGUUUGGGUUCAGCUGCCGCUUUGGAUCAGCCUGUCCCUCGCCCUGAGGAACCUCAGCAACCAAGACUCGCCGCUGCAGGCCUGCUUGGCCACCGGGGGCGCUCUGUGGUUCCCCGACCUGACGUCGUCUGACUCCACGUGGCUCCUCCCGCUCGCUCUUGGUCUGACCAAUCUGCUCAUCGUGGAGGUGUUUUCCCUGCAGAGGUCCAACCCAUCGUCCGUCCACAAGUUGCUGACGAACGCCAUGCGAGUCGAUGGCGCUCUACUGGUUGUGCUCCAGCCUGGUGGGCUUGGGUCACAAUCUUCUGCUCCGCGCUCCCGCUCUCCACAAGAUCCUCAAACUUCCCACGCGGCGCUCCGAUACGCCCUACAAAGACCUGAUGGACGCCGUCAGCAGGAAGUACCGCAAGUAAACAGGAAGUUGUCGGCGGCCGGACAGGAAGCGACGCCGAAAUCCAGGAGCUGGUCCCGGGGCCUUCGGGACCAGGAGCGCGUCCGGGUUCGUUCCGCCUCCGUCCAAAAACCUUCUGGACGCCCUGACCAGGAAGUAGUUCAAGCAAACAGGAAGUUGUGUGCGUCUGGACAGGAAGUGGCACUGAAUAACAAUGAAAACGAGCGUGUGUGUGUGUGUGUGUUGGCUUUGUAUUGGACUCGCUGAGCCGAGCCAAGAACUUGUCUUCAUUUCCUGUCGGCCAUUUUCUGCCUUGGAUAAACAUCAACUGUGACCUGCCAGAAUUUCCUCCUUUUUUCUUUUCUUCAGCUGCUGAAAAUAAAAAAGACUCGACAAGA
Messenger RNA from Phyllopteryx taeniolatus (common seadragon), 1444 nucleotides. Its product is annotated as cytochrome c oxidase assembly protein COX18, mitochondrial. Gene Ontology annotation, biological process: protein insertion into mitochondrial inner membrane from matrix; mitochondrial respiratory chain complex IV assembly. The transcript has 7 exons. Gene Ontology annotation, cellular component: mitochondrial inner membrane. Bases 156 to 1313 code for a protein of 385 amino acids. Gene Ontology annotation, molecular function: membrane insertase activity. NCBI's taxonomy places the organism in Eukaryota, Metazoa, Chordata, Actinopteri, Syngnathiformes, Syngnathidae. The record is from RefSeq and is a predicted model, not a curated record.